UGGCUUUUUGAUUUGGCUUCUUGCUGCAGUUGUGCAAACCUCGCUGGCUCCCAGAAAUCAGGCUCAGCGCUUUGCCGUGCACCGUAAUGCUGGGAAGCCUGGACCGAGCCCUGAUGGUGUGAGAGCGGGAGUGGGGGAAGCCCAGCAGAUUCAGUGGCAGCCUGGGGUACAAUCCAUUUUCUCUUCCCCCCUCCCUCGACCCCCAUUUAUCUCUGGCCUCCUCCCCCUUCGCCAGCUCUCCCUUCCCUCCCCAAACUCCGCCGCACGGAGCUGAAGAUCAAGGCUGGUGGAUUUAUCAACAUUUUACCUCCACCCCCACCCUUUUCCAGAUGCACCUCCCCACUCACCCUGACAGCUGCAAAAAGGAGCACAGGUUUUGUAGCGAGCGAGGCAACUUGCACUGACAUGCAAAGGCGAACCCCGCCGGUACCCGCACACACCGUCGAUGAAUCACCGGGAGAUGCGAUGAGCUCCCUUUAGGAACCGGAAGGAUUUGUACCGGGGAGCCAGUGGAGCCCCCCACCCCCCAAAAAAAAACCAACAAAAAAAGAGUCAGGAAAGCAACCAGAAGGGGUUCUCGGCCUUUUUGGAUCUACACAGUGGAAGUUGCAUCUUGUGUAUGGCGUGGUUAAGCUUGCAGCCUGUCACCUCGGCCUUCCUCCAUUUUGGGCUGGUUACUUUUGUGCUGUUUUUGCAUGGUUUGCAGGUGGAUGCUGGCCUGACGGGAGACUCAACCAGUUCAGUACAAAACAGCUCGUGUUCAGGAUCUUUUGACUGCAAGGAAGGUGUUAUCCUGCCAAUAUGGUACCCAGAAAACCCAUCCCUUGGGGACAAAAUUGCCCGUGUUAUCGUAUACUUUGUAGCACUGAUCUACAUGUUCCUUGGAGUCUCCAUCAUAGCAGAUCGUUUCAUGGCAUCUAUAGAGGUUAUUACAUCGCAAGAGAAAGAAAUCACGAUUAAGAAACCUAAUGGAGAGACCACAACGACCACCAUUCGGAUUUGGAAUGAAACUGUUUCCAACUUGACCCUCAUGGCCCUGGGCUCCUCAGCUCCUGAGAUUCUUCUGUCUCUGAUAGAAGUUUGUGGGCAUGGAUUCAUAGCUGGAGACCUGGGGCCGUCUACAAUUGUUGGCAGUGCUGCUUUCAAUAUGUUUAUCAUCAUUGCCAUCUGUGUCUAUGUGAUCCCUGAUGGGGAAACCAGAAAGAUAAAACAUCUGAGGGUUUUCUUUGUCACAGCUGCAUGGAGCAUCUUUGCUUACAUCUGGUUGUACAUGAUCCUUGCUGUCUUCUCUCCAGGUGUGGUUCAGGUCUGGGAAGGUCUGCUUACACUUUUCUUCUUUCCACUUUGCGUCCUUCUGGCUUGGAUAGCAGAUAGACGUUUGCUUUUCUAUAAGUAUAUGCACAAAAAGUACCGUACUGACAAGCACAGGAGCAUUAUCAUAGAAUCAGAAGGUGAUCACCCUAAGGGAAUUGAGAUGGAUGGCAAGAUGAUGAACUCCCACUUCCUGGAUGGAAACUUAGUGACUGUGGAAGGGAAGGAGGUAGAUGAAUCUCGCAAAGAGAUGAUCCGGAUCCUUAAGGACCUGAAGCAAAAGCACCCAGAAAAGGACUUGGACCAGCUGGUAGAGAUGGCUAACUACUAUGCCUUGUCUCAUCAGCAAAAGAGCAGAGCCUUCUAUCGCAUUCAAGCUACCAGAAUGAUGACCGGAGCAGGCAAUAUUCUGAAGAAGCAUGCAGCUGAGCAAGCCAAGAAGAGCACCAGCUUGCAUGAGGUGCGGCCAGAUGAACCUGAGGAAUUCAUCUCCAAAAUUUAUUUUGACCCAUGCUCCUACCAGUGUCUUGAGAACUGUGGUGCCGUUCUCCUGACAGUGGUGCGGAAAGGAGGGGACAUGUCCAAGACUAUCUAUGUGGACUAUAAAACAGAGGAUGGCUCUGCCAAUGCUGGUGCUGACUAUGAGUUCACAGAGGGGACUGUUGUCUUGAAAUCAGGGGAGACCCAGAAGGAGUUCUCAGUGGGAAUUAUUGAUGAUGACAUCUUUGAGGAAGAUGAGCAUUUUUUUGUGCGGCUCAGUAAUAUCCGUGUGGUAGAGAGUGAGGAACCUCCAGAGCUCAGUAACUCCCUGUACCCAAAGGCCAUAUUGGCUUCUCCUUGUGUGGCCACAGUGACUAUACUGGAUGAUGACCAUGCUGGCAUCUUCACAUUUGAGUGUGAUGUUAUACAUGUCAGUGAGAGCAUUGGUGUGAUGGAAGUCAAAGUUCUAAGGACAUCAGGUGCUCGGGGUACAGUCAUAGUGCCAUUUAGGACAGUAGAAGGGACAGCGAAAGGAGGUGGAGAAGACUUUGAAGACACUUACGGGGAGUUGGAGUUCAAGAAUGAUGAAACUGUGAAGACCAUAAGGGUUAAGAUAGUAGAUGAGGAGGAAUACGAAAGGCAGGAGAAUUUCUUCAUUGCCCUUGGUGAACCGAAAUGGAUGGAACGAGGAAUAUCAGCCCUGCUGCUCACCCAAGAGGUGGCUGAGAGGAAGCUAACUGUUGAAGAGGAGGAAGCCAAGAGGAUUGCAGAGAUGGGCAAACCAAUACUUGGCGAGCAUCCCAAACUAGAAGUCAUCAUUGAGGAGUCCUAUGAGUUCAAGAGCACUGUGGACAAGCUGAUUAAGAAGACAAACCUGGCUUUGGUUGUAGGGACACAUUCCUGGAGGGACCAGUUCAUGGAGGCCAUUACCGUCAGCGCAGGUGACGAGGACGAGGAUGAGUCUGGCGAGGAGCGUCUGCCAUCCUGCUUCGACUACGUGAUGCACUUCCUGACAGUCUUCUGGAAGGUGCUGUUUGCCUGCGUGCCCCCCACUGAGUACUGCAAUGGCUGGGCCUGCUUUGUCGUCUCCAUCCUCAUCAUCGGCAUGCUCACAGCCAUCAUCGGUGACCUUGCCUCCCACUUCGGCUGCACCAUCGGCCUCAAGGACUCAGUGACUGCUGUCAUCUUUGUCGCCUUCGGCACUUCUGUACCAGACACGUUCGCCAGCAAAGCUGCGGCCAUCCAGGACGUCUAUGCCGAUGCCUCCAUCAGCAAUGUCACAGGCAGCAAUGCCGUCAAUGUCUUCCUGGGCAUCGGGCUGGCGUGGUCAGUGGCGGCAAUCUACUGGGCAUCGCAGGGGCAGGAGUUCCAGGUGUCAGCGGGCACCCUGGCCUUCUCCGUCACCCUCUUCACCAUCUUCGCCUUCAUCUGCAUCAGCGUCCUCCUCUACCGCCGGCGGCCCCACAUCGGGGGGGAGCUGGGUGGCCCCCGGGGGUGCAAACUGGCCACGACAUUGCUCUUCAUCAGCCUCUGGCUGCUGUACAUCCUCUUCGCCACCCUGGAGGCCUACUGCUACAUCAAGGGGUUUUAGGUGGUGGAGGGACGGUGCCGCUGGGGGGAGGGACCCCCUCCUCCGUUACCUCACUGGACACCGGUCCUGUAAGCAUGGUUUCACCGGAGGGGACAGCUGUCUGUCAGGGGCCGCCACUGCCCAAAUGAUCAGAUGGCUGGGUGCCAAGAAAGGCAAAACUAUCACAGAGUGAAAAAAAAAAAAUCCAAACAAAACCCACCUAAAAUUAAACAAAAGAAAAGGAAGCAACAAUGGCAAGCGUUAAAAUAAACCAAAACAGGAAAAACCCAGCCACUGACCCCAUUCAAUGAGAUUAAGAAGUUUCAGCCAUCUCCAAAGGCCACCUCUCCCUUAGGGCCUUGGCUGCUUUCCUCCCAAGCACCCCUCUGCUGUAAGGAGCUGUUUUCUUAUUUUUUACUGGUUGGGAAGGCUGAUCAGGAAUAUUUUUUUUCUUUUUUUCUUUCGUUUGCUUGUUGCUUUUUGGUUGGGGGGGCACGCUGCUUGGUUAAUAUUUUUUCUUUUUUUACUUCUACAACGGAAAAAUGUUUAAAAUCUACUCUAAAGCUUCAAGCUGCCGUUAGUGCUGGAAUUGAACAUGUGUAUUUUUUGAAGCCAGAAAAGACUGUGACACAGUCAAAGGACUUUCUCACCAUCACUUGUUUCCUCCCGCGCCACCUUCCAUUUCUUUCUUUUUUAAGACCAUUGCAAGACUGAUAUAUUUUUAAUACAAACACAGACACACACACAUUCAGUGACAAAGGCUGGAGCAUGUAGCAUCUCAAUCACCUGCCUGGGCUAAGGGAAAAAAAAAAGGAUGUGGGGGGAAACCAAACCCCAACCCUCUAAUAUAAUAAUGUAUCAUGUAUAUUUUGACUAUGGCAUUUCUCUUUGUAUAAUUGACUUCGAGCUUGUGGUACUGCAGGGAGAGAAAAUCAUGUUAAUUUACAACUGAUAAAGAAAUAAACGGCUACCCAGGAACAGCCUGCCCUGGGGGGAGCGAGGGCCCCAGGGAAAGUGGUACCGGCUCCUUGGGGCGGUGGUCGUGGAGGGUUUGCUGCAUGGUCCUCCUGCUCGGAGGUGGGAAUGAAUUCAGGAAAACCCGGAUAGCGUGCCUGUACGUUCCCAGUGCUGUGCCACCCUGAGCUGUGGUGUGGUGCCCUUUCACGCGUUUGCUACCCUGGUUUUCACAGCGCCCACAUCUUGCUGGUGGUCUUCAAGCCAUUGAAAGGUACUGGCUUAAAAACUGCCACCCACAUCAGAACUCCCGUAGCAUCUCGAGUACCUUUUAAGAAGACCAGACAGACAAAAAGGCAUCCUUUUCAUUUGAAGUGCAUUUAUUUUAAGGAAAAAAAAACCAAAACCAAAAAACAAACCACCACUAGAGUAUGUCAUGAAUUACAUCAAUGGCUGCAAAGUGAAAUGUUGGGUUGGUAAUAAAAAUAAAUAAAACCUAUACCUAUAUCUAUAUAAACAGUGCUAUCUAGAAACAUAUUUCUUAACUGACAACCCCGGAAGAGAAUUUAAAACCUAACGCUUUGUAAAGUGUUUUCAAGGUGAAGUUAGUUAAUUUCUUUUGUCAAGAAACAGGUGCUGUAAAGGGAAACAUUUUCUUCAUAAAGUUCCAUAUAAUAAGCCAAAUCUUGGGAGGUGCCAAGACAGGGGCUGCUAAAAGAUACAUCUCUGCCUGUUGCAGUGCUUUCUGCAGCCCCAGGAGGCAGGGAGGAGGUGGCCACAGGUUAGGGAAAAACAAGGGGAACAAGGAUCUCACAGUCAAAAAAAAGCUGUAAUGUUAAAGCAGGUGCCUAGAUGAGAGUGGUCCUUAACACAGAGAUGAAGUAUUUAUUUUCAUACAAAAUGGUUAUCAGAUAUCUAUAUCUCUAUAUAAAUGUGUAUACACGUAAGGCAAAGAAGAAGGAUCCUUCUCAGAGGAGACGUAGGAGCUUUGCCGGUGGGAACCCACCGUGGGUGAAAGUCGUUGGGUUUGAAGCCAACAAGCAUCCGACCUCUGCCUCCUUACCCUCCCUUUGCCAUGCCUUUUGGAAAGAGCCUGACAAAGAUGGGCAAGAACCCUUGAGUCCAGGCUCCUGCUGAGCUUGCUGGUCCUUCCAGCCUCUGGGUGUGCCAACAGCCACUGAGAGCAGCUGCUGCUGCCGCCGGCCACCACCACUGCUGCCCGCCAGCCAGGGACCCCAGAACACAUGUGUGACACUGAAAUAAAAAUUACAAAAGCCCCCCAACUGUUGUCUGGGGGGGUGUAAAGUGCAGCUCUCACGGGGCCCAGGGCGGAGUUGUUAUCAUUGCUGGUUUUAAUUUGGAUAUAUUUAAAAAAAAAAUAAAUCUGUUGAGCUCUUAUUUUACCCAUGCCAGUUUACCCACCCCGGGUAAAGCCCAGCCUGGGGAGCUGCCGUGCUGUUCUUCUGUUGCUUGUGCUGUGUCCACCGUGUACUUUUCAUCCACGUCCUUCUUUAGAUGACCUUGGGGAAGAGGUGGGUGGGUGGGGGACUGGCUGCCAUGAGUGCCAACUGCAUGGGGACCUUGGUGCCCUCCAUGCACGAGGGCAGCCUGAGACAGGCCGACAACAUCCGUGGAGUGUUUCUUUCUUUUAUUUUUAUUUUUUACUUCAUUAAAAAAUAUGCAAGCUGAAAAAAGCCAA
Messenger RNA from Phalacrocorax carbo (great cormorant), 6014 nucleotides. The record is from RefSeq and is a predicted model, not a curated record. Lineage: Eukaryota; Metazoa; Chordata; Aves; Suliformes; Phalacrocoracidae.